Molecule: messenger RNA, 3501 nt
Organism: Elephantulus edwardii (Cape elephant shrew)
Lineage: Eukaryota; Metazoa; Chordata; Mammalia; Macroscelidea; Macroscelididae
Gene: ADCY6
Product: adenylate cyclase 6
Exons: 21
Coding region: 1-3501 (1166 amino acids)
Biological process (GO): adenylate cyclase-activating G protein-coupled receptor signaling pathway; adenylate cyclase-inhibiting G protein-coupled receptor signaling pathway; cAMP biosynthetic process
Cellular component (GO): plasma membrane
Molecular function (GO): adenylate cyclase activity
Source: RefSeq, a predicted model, not a curated record
AUGUCGUGGUUUAGUGGUCUCUUGGUCCCCAAAGUGGAUGAAAGGAAAACAGCCUGGGGUGAACGCAACGGGCAAAAGCGUCUGCGCCGAGGGACCCGGUCGAGUGGCUUCUGCACACCUCGAUACAUGAGCUGCCUCCGCGAUGCAGAGCCUCCUAGCCCCACCCCUGCAGCUCCCCCUCGAUGCCCCUGGCAGGAUGAGGGGUUCAUCCGAAGGGGUGGUUUAGGCAGAGGCGCAGAGCUGGGGCUGCGGGCUGUGGCCCUGGGCUUUGAUGACACAGAAGCAGCCACAGCGGUAGGGGCAGCUGAGCUGGUGCCUGAGGUGGCGCCCAGGGGCGCGCGAUCCUGCUGGCGUCGCGUGGCCCAGGUGUUCCAGUCGAAGCAGUUCCGCUCUGCCAAGCUGGAGCGUCUGUACCAGCGGUACUUUUUCCAGAUGAACCAGAGCAGCCUGACGCUGUUGAUGGCCGUGCUGGUGCUGCUCACAGCUGUGCUGCUGGCCUUCCAUGCGGCACCUGCCCGCCCGCAGCCUGCCUAUGUGGCCCUCCUGGCCUGUGCUGCCACCCUCUUCGUGGCACUCAUGGUGGUGUGCAAUCGACACAGCUUCCGUCAGGACUCCAUGUGGGUGGUGAGCUACGUGGUGCUGGGGAUUCUGGCAGCCGUGCAGGUCGGGGGGGCCCUUGCAGCCACUCCUCACAGCCCCUCUGCAGGCCUCUGGUGCCCUGUGUUCUUUGUCUACAUCACCUACACACUCCUACCCAUCCGCAUGCGGGCAGCUGUCUUCAGUGGCCUGGGCCUCUCCACCCUGCAUUUGAUAUUGGCCUGGCAACUCAACCGUGAAGAUGCCUUCCUUUGGAAGCAGCUCGGUGCCAACAUGCUGCUGUUCCUCUGCACUAACGUCAUUGGCAUCUGCACACACUACCCAGCUGAGGUGUCUCAGCGUCAAGCCUUUCAGGAGACCCGAGGCUACAUCCAGGCCCGGCUGCACCUGCAACAUGAGAAUCGGCAGCAGGAGCGGCUACUGUUGUCAGUGUUGCCCCAGCAUGUUGCCUUGGAGAUGAAAGAAGACAUCAACUCUAAAAAGGAAGACAUGAUGUUCCACAAGAUCUACAUCCAGAAGCAUGACAAUGUCAGCAUCCUGUUUGCGGACAUUGAAGGCUUCACCAGCCUGGCCUCCCAGUGCACUGCGCAGGAGCUGGUGAUGACCCUGAACGAGCUCUUUGCUCGCUUCGACAAGCUGGCUGCGGAAAAUCAUUGUCUGAGGAUCAAGAUCUUAGGGGACUGUUACUACUGCGUGUCGGGGCUGCCAGAGGCUCGGGCGGACCAUGCCCACUGCUGUGUGGAGAUGGGAGUGGACAUGAUCGAGGCCAUCUCGCUGGUGCGUGAAGUGACAGGAGUGAAUGUGAACAUGCGCGUGGGCAUCCACAGUGGGCGUGUGCACUGCGGUGUCCUUGGCCUGCGGAAGUGGCAGUUUGAUGUGUGGUCCAAUGAUGUGACCUUGGCCAACCACAUGGAGGCAGGAGGCCGGGCUGGCCGCAUCCACAUCACUCGGGCCACACUACAGUACCUGAACGGGGACUAUGAGGUGGAACUGGGCCGCGGUGGGGAGCGCAAUGCGUACCUCAAGGAGCAGCACAUUGAGACCUUCCUUAUCCUGGGUGCCAGCCAGAAACGGAAAGAAGAGAAGGCCAUGCUGGCCAAGCUGCAGCGGACACGGGCCAACUCCAUGGAGGGGCUGAUGCCGCGCUGGGUACCUGACCGUGCCUUUUCCCGCACCAAGGACUCUAAGGCUUUCCGCCAGAUGGGCAUUGAUGAUUCCAGCAAAGACAGCAGAGGGGCCCAAGAUGCCCUGAACCCUGAGGACGAGGUGGAUGAGUUCCUGGGCCGCGCCAUUGAUGCACGCAGCAUUGACCAGCUUCGCAAGGACCAUGUGCGCCGGUUCCUGCUCACCUUCCAGAGAGAAGACCUCGAGAAGAAGUACUCGAGGAAGGUAGAUCCCCGCUUCGGAGCCUACGUCGCCUGUGCCCUGUUGGUCUUCUGCUUCAUCUGCUUCAUCCAGCUCCUCGUCUUCCCACACUCAGCCCUGAUGCUUGGGAUCUAUGCCAGUACUUUCCUGCUGCUGCUGAUCAUCGUACUCAUCUGUGCUGUGUACUCCUGUGGUUCGCUGUUUCCGAAGGCCCUUCAGCGUCUGUCCCGCAGCAUUGUCCGCUCUCGAGCACACAGCACUGCAGUCGGUGUCUUCUCGGUCCUGCUAGUCUUCACCUCUGCCAUCGCCAACAUGUUCACCUGUAACCACACCCUCAUCCGGACGUGUGCAGCUCAGAUGCUGAAUGUAACACCUGCUGACAUCACCGCCUGCCACCUGCAGCAGCUCAAUUACUCUCUGGGCCUGGAUGCUCCCCUGUGUGAGGGCACCGCACCCACCUGCAGCUUCCCCGAGUACUUCAUCGCGAACAUGUUGCUGAGUCUCUUGGCCAGCUCUGUCUUCCUGCACAUCAGCAGCAUUGGAAAGCUGGCCAUGAUCCUUGUCCUGGGGCUCAUCUACUUGGUGCUGCUUCUACUGGGUCCUCCAGCCACCAUCUUUGACAACUAUGACCUGCUACUUGGUGUCCAUGGCUUGGCUUCUUCCAACGAGACCUUCGACGGGCUGGACUGCCCAGCUCCAGGGAGGGUGGCACUCAAGUAUAUGACCCCUGUGAUUCUGCUGGUGUUUGCCCUGGCACUGUAUCUGCAUGCCCAGCAGGUGGAGUCGACCGCUCGCUUGGAUUUCCUCUGGAAACUGCAGGCCACGGGGGAGAAGGAGGAGAUGGAAGAGCUCCAGGCCUAUAACCGGAGACUGCUGCACAACAUCCUGCCCAAGGACGUGGCUGCACACUUUCUGGCCCGCGAGCGCCGCAACGAUGAGCUCUACUAUCAGUCAUGUGAGUGUGUGGCUGUCAUGUUUGCCUCCAUUGCCAACUUCUCCGAGUUCUAUGUGGAGCUGGAGGCAAACAACGAGGGUGUCGAGUGCCUGAGGCUGCUCAACGAGAUCAUCGCAGACUUUGAUGAGAUCAUCAGCGAGGAGCGGUUCCGGCAGCUGGAGAAGAUCAAGACAAUUGGCAGCACAUACAUGGCCGCGUCUGGGCUGAACGCCAGCACCUAUGACCAGGUGGGCCGCUCCCACAUCACUGCCCUGGCCGAUUAUGCCAUGCGGCUCAUGGAGCAGAUGAAGCACAUCAACGAGCACUCCUUCAACAACUUCCAGAUGAAGAUCGGGCUGAACAUGGGUCCAGUCGUGGCAGGCGUCAUUGGGGCUCGUAAGCCGCAGUAUGACAUCUGGGGGAACACAGUGAAUGUCUCCAGCCGUAUGGACAGCACGGGGGUCCCUGACCGAAUCCAGGUGACCACGGAUCUGUACCAGGUUUUGGCUUCCAAGGGCUACCAGCUGGAGUGUCGAGGGGUGGUCAAGGUGAAGGGCAAGGGGGAGAUGACCACUUACUUCCUCAAUGGGGGUCCUAGCAGUUAG